CGCCCUCAUACUACUCUUUCGACCACAGAAGAAAGUCUGCUUCAGCUGCUGGAGUCCAGUCUUGCACAAAAGCGAAUAUAGGUCUACCUGCAGCCCUCCGACAAGCGAGAAUAUCAAUUCGAAAAGAAAAAUCACAAGUAUUUCGGUAGAAUUUCCCCCGGAGAAGAAGCAAAAAAGAUGAGUUCCGCAUGCUGGGUCUUCAAGCAUCCGUCCUUCGGCACAGGACCGAUGACAGCGAACAGCAGCUCGAACACACACGGCAGGCAGACUUCACUGUGGAGACCUUGGUUAUCCAGCAGAAAGGAUGGACCAGAGCGAUGCCCACAGAGUCAACUGUCCUGUCCAUACUCCAAGUCUGCAGUGCCAGGCGGCUUCUCGUCAGAUUGGAAACCUCAGGUCUUCCAGCACCCUGUCAGGCUCUUCUGGCCCAAAUCCAAGUCCUUUGACUAUCUGUACAGUGACGGAGAUGCUUUGCUGAAGAACUUCCCCAUUCAGGCAACCAUCACCUUUUAUGAUGAGUCUGAUAGUGAAGAUGAGAAUGAGGAGGACUGGGAGGAGGAAGAUGAAUCUCAGGAGUUCUUUAAACAGCAGUCUCAUUUGACCAAUUACAACUGAGUGACAGGUAGCAUCUCCAUUUCCUGUCAAAUGGCUGGAGAGAUUUCAGUAAACUGCAAUUUAAAUGUUGCAUAAAACAGAUUUGAAUGCAUGUGUGUGGAAAGUGGCAAACAAACAACAUAAGUCACUAGAAGAGCAAAGACAAGAGAGGCUAAUCCACUUUCUUUGUUUAAGAAAUCCGAAUGAUUGUGUUUUAAGAUUUGGUCUGUCUUCCUACCAUUCUAACAGGUGUGACCACUAAGGCCCUCAUAUUAUGUAGCCCACCUAGAGGUUUACACCAUUCAGCAACACUAGGGUAAAUAGAGAUUUUGAGAUUUGAGGGGAGUAAAAUAUUACUCUAACUAAUCUGUAGAAUUGGUCAGAAUUGUGCUGUCCAUUUUCUGUGUAGUUGAAUGGUCUCACGUUGUCUGUUGUCUGUAAUGUAGUACACACAACUGUGCAAUGGUACGCAUUAUCUGCUACAUAAUGUUGUUUCUCAGUGUGUAAGUUGAUAGAAUACUUCAUGUUCUCCCAUAUUGGGAUAUUUAUCAUGUUUAAGUUUAUUUCAGGGUCUGAUCCUUGGCAGUGUAUACAUAAUGUAAUCUACACACAUUUCUAAUUUAUGAUGUACAUAACUUGUACACGUCUAUUUUUUUUUUUGCAUCCAAACAGGUUGUGUAAAGAAAUAAAGUAAACUAUUUUGUGAAUGAAUAUUGUUUAUCCUCAUCUAUUAUGUGGAUUUGUUGUAGCAAGGAGAUUUUU
Cottoperca gobio is the source of this 1356-nucleotide messenger RNA. RefSeq names its product ripply transcriptional repressor 1 (gene ripply1). Gene Ontology annotation, biological process: negative regulation of transcription by RNA polymerase II; embryonic pattern specification. Gene Ontology annotation, cellular component: nucleus. The transcript is spliced from 4 exons. Lineage: Eukaryota; Metazoa; Chordata; Actinopteri; Perciformes; Bovichtidae. The coding region runs from base 178 to 615 and encodes 145 amino acids. The record is from RefSeq and is a predicted model, not a curated record.